This is a messenger RNA of Stegostoma tigrinum, 2556 nucleotides long. It is a transcript of the gene dhfr, whose product is annotated as dihydrofolate reductase. Bases 76 to 651 code for a protein of 191 amino acids. Gene Ontology annotation, biological process: glycine biosynthetic process; tetrahydrofolate biosynthetic process; dihydrofolate metabolic process. Gene Ontology annotation, molecular function: dihydrofolate reductase activity; NADP binding. The record is from RefSeq and is a predicted model, not a curated record. Gene Ontology annotation, cellular component: mitochondrion. The transcript has 6 exons. NCBI's taxonomy places the organism in Eukaryota, Metazoa, Chordata, Chondrichthyes, Orectolobiformes, Stegostomatidae.
GCCGCGCUGCGCGGGAAUUCACUUUCAGUUUAUGGGUUUCCGGUAGGAUCAGUUACCUGCUCAGAAAGCUAAGAGAUGCCCCGCUUGUUCAACUGUAUCGUAGCUGUUUGCCCCAACAUGGGGAUCGGCAAAGACGGAAAUUUCCCCUGGCACCCGGUCCGGUUGAACAAAGAACUCAAGUAUUUUCAGAAGAUGACCACCACACCAUCAGUAGAAGGGAAAAUCAAUGCUGUCAUAAUGGGACGGAAAACCUGGUUCUCUAUUCCUGAGAAGUUUAGGCCACUUAAGAACCGGAUAAAUAUUGUACUAAGCAGAGAACUGAAGGAGCUGCCAGGAGGAGCAAAUUAUCUGGCUCGUGAUUUGGAAUCAGCACUUGCUCAUCUGGAUUCACCAGACCUGCGGGACAAAGUGGAUCUUGUGUGGAUAAUAGGUGGGAGCAGCCUCUACAAGGAGGCCAUGGAAAGUCCAAUGUCACAUCGGCUUUUCAUGACUCGUAUCCUUCAGGACUUUGAAAGUGAUACCUUCUUACCCGAGAUCAAUUUAAAUCAAUUCAAACUCCUUCCUACAUUCCCUGAUGUUCCUACUGAUGUUCAGGAAGACAAUGGGAUCCAGUAUAAAUUUGAGGUGUAUGAAAGGAUCACACAGGCAUAGCUUAAGGAAGUUCCAGACAUGGUUAUUUUUUGUAUUGUUUCUGAAAUGUCUAAAGCUCUAUCUAUGUGAUUUGACUUUCACAAUAGAAUGUAUUUAUACUGAAGAAUCUCAAUGAAGUAGUUGAUCAGUCUGAAGAGCACGCUGGUAAUAAUAACCAUCAUUGGAUCCCAUAACGUAAAGAGCCUGGAAAGCACCAUUCGAAACCCACUUGAUGUAGGUGUGGCUGAACUAACACUGAAAAUACUCAAUAUCACCGAAAUAAAGCAGUGUGCUUGAUCCGAGUAUCAAACCUCAAGGGCAGCAGGAACAUGGGAAUAUCACCUCAAAUUCAAAUGGGUCAGAUUUCAUCCCUCGUUUAGAAAGCAAGCUUUUGGAAUGUUUGGGAAUAUGGUAGCCAUGGUUAGCAAAUGAGUCACUGUGCUGUGAAAUGUAUUUUGUAAAAUGAGUUACUAGAUGUAAUUAUUGGGUAAAUCAUUGAUGAUAAAGACAUUGGAGGCCUCUACCUGUUGUGUAUUUUGUUGUUAAGAUAGACAAUACUGCAAGAUCACGUUUGUUAUCAAUCAUAGUUUCAUAUACAAAGUGGUGGUGGGCACUCUGUUUUCACUGCUAUACCUCUUGUGGUGAUGGUCUUACAGAUCAUGUAUUGGCAUGGAUAGAGGAUUGAUUGACCAGUAGAAAGUAAAGAGUAGGGAUAAAUGGGUGAUUUUCUGGUUGGCAGUCAGUGGCUAGUGGUGUGCCUCAGGGAUCAGUGUUGGGACUGCAAUUGGUAAAAAAUUGCAGGAGGCUGUUAUGCAAAGAGACUUGGGUGUCCUUGUGCAUGGAUUGGUAAAAGUAGGAUUGCAGGUGCAGCAGGUAAUUAAAAAGGCAAAUGGAAUUUUGUCUGCCAUUGCUCGGGGGAUGGAGUUUAAAAACAGGGAGGCUAUGCUACAGCUGUAUAGGGUCCUGGUGAGGCCACACCUGGAGUACUGUGUGCAGUUUUGGUCUCCUUACUUGAGAAGAGAUAUACUAACACUGGAGGGGGCGCAGAGGAGAUUCACUCGUUUGAUUUCAGAGUUGAGAGGGUUGGAUUAUGAGGAGAGCCUAAAUAGACUGGGAUUAUACUUGUUGGAAUUCAGAAGAAUGAGGGGAGAUCUUAUAGAAACAUGUAAGAUUAUGAAGGGAAUAGAUAAUGUGGAGGCAGGGAGGUUGUUUCCACUAGCAGGUGAAACUAGGACUAGAGGGCAUCACCUCAAAAUAAAGGGAAGCAGAUGAGGUCAGGAGGAACUUCUUCACCCAAAGGGUUGUGAAUCUGUGGAAUUCCCUGCCCAGUGAAGUGGUUGAAGCUACCUCACUGAAUGUUUUUAAGGCAAGGCUAGAUAAAUGUUUGAACAUUUAAGGGUUAUGGUGAGUGGGUGGGUAAGUGGAGCACAGUCUCAAAAAGAUCAGCCGUGACCUUAUUAAAUGGCAGGGCAGGCUCAAGGGGUCAGAUGGCCUCUUCCUGCUCCUAGUUCUUAUGAUCUUAUGGUACAGUGCUAUCAGGUAGAGAAUUCCAAAUUAUUGAGUUUCCCUCCUUUACAGCAGUGACUAACAGUUUGUGAUAUUCUGAGGCCACAGAACUGUAAUUAUAAUUCAUUUCUUUCUUUCAGUUUUUUUGGCAUUUAAUUUUAUUUUCUCACAUCAUCACCCUUAUUGGCUCUCAACUGGUGACUGCUGGAUUCAGGGCUAGGACUUCUAGAACUGGGGUUCAGGUGCCACUUUGGUUAAGAUACAGAUCCCUUCUGUCUUCACAACAGAACAGUCCACAGUCUCGGAAUUCCAGCAUGUGGUUGUGAUUUUAAACCUAACCAGGAAUUUGUAUAGAUGAAGCACAACUUUUGCUGCUUUGAAAUAUUAAUGCUUUAAAUAUAAAUUGUAUUGUUCCAUUAA